Messenger RNA from Salvia miltiorrhiza (redroot sage), 4444 nucleotides. RefSeq lists its product as uncharacterized. The transcript is spliced from 11 exons. Lineage: Eukaryota; Viridiplantae; Streptophyta; Magnoliopsida; Lamiales; Lamiaceae. Gene Ontology annotation, biological process: negative regulation of DNA-templated transcription. Gene Ontology annotation, molecular function: acyltransferase activity, transferring groups other than amino-acyl groups; transcription corepressor activity. The record is from RefSeq and is a predicted model, not a curated record. Bases 60 to 3809 code for a protein of 1249 amino acids.
GGUUAUUAAAGGUAACAAAAGCCAUUUGCUGAAACGAAAACUCAAAAACCCCACGCUAAAUGGCGGCCAGAGAGAGAAAGCUUCUUCUUCAUGAUAAAGUUGAGGUGAGGAGCGUUGAGGAUGGGUUUGUGGGUUCAUGGCACCCUGGUGUGGUAAUUGGCUGCAAAGAAUUGGUUCGUGUAGUUGAGUAUGAUCUCAUUCUAUGUGAUGAUGGCUCUGCUAAGCUGGUCGAGGAUGUGGAGGUGACCACUGCAAUUGAUGGGGUUCUUGAUAAAGAAGUUAAGAGGCCCAGUGAGUAUAGGGGCUUGAUUAGGCCUUCUCCAGAAUCUCUGCUUUUGGGUGUUGAAGGGGCACGAAGUCUGCAUUAUGGAGCGUGUGUCGACUUGUUUUAUGACGAUGCCUGGUGGGAAGGUGUGGUAUUUGACCACGAAGAUGGGUGUGAGAGGCGGAGAAUUUUCUUUCCUGAUCUGGGUGAUGAAGUCGAAGGCAAGGUUGAUAAUUUGCGGCUUAGUAAGGAUUGGGAUGAGGUCACAGAAGAAUGGAAAUCUCGUGGGAACUGGUUGUUUCUUGAAUUAAUAGAGGAACUGGAGCAAGACUUUCCUCUCAUUGUCUCUGUGAAGCAAAUAUGGUAUGACGUGAGGACAAAGGAUGACUUUGGAAAGCUUGGGGAGUGGACUUCCUCUAAGCGGGAUGUAUGGAAAAAAAUAAUGUUGCAGGUUUUUUAUGAUAAUCUAAAGCUGGCUGUUAAGCAGAUCUUCGAAAACGUCAACUCAUCCUUGAAACCAGGAAAAACAGGACAAACAUUAUUGAAAUUUCCAGAAAAAGAUUUUGAAUCUAUACUAAACGCUGAAGGACCUUUUCGUAGUUCUCUUGCUGUAGCUGCACCCGAUGAUGAAGGAAUUCCGCCAACUGAUGUGAAUUAUGGAAGCAAUAAUCAGGUUCAGAUUCAGGACGAUCAGAUUGUUAUCUCAGUUAGACCCACGAACGAACAAAUUUUGUCUCCUAAUCCAGAUGAAGAUUCUGGGAUUGGUUCCAGUAAUUAUGAUGAAUCUCUUAGUUUGAAAUUGCCACGAGAAAAACGCAAAAAAUCGACUGGGAUGAGAAAACUUAGAUGGCAGUCAGCUGUACCCGAAUUCGUUCCUGGGCCUGAGCAUUGCCCUGGUGUCAUUGACAAGUAUACCAAGUGUCUGAUGUCCAAAGAGACUCUUCCAAAUGGGCUCUUCUUGGAUGUUAGCAAACAUCUACUGUAUUUGGGCUGGAAAAUUGAGUAUACACGUGAGUGUGAAGGAAGUACGAUUAGGAAACGCUAUUUGUCCCCUGAUGGGAAAUUUUUUCAUUCACUUCCUCAGGUUAUUAAGGUUUUCGACCAUGACUUUGAGUUGGAAUCUGGAUCACAAGUACGUAUGCUCCCAAAUUAUGACAUUGCAAAUUCUGUGAGUUCAUAUGAAGAAGCACUCUCACCUUCUGGGAAAUCCGAAGCUUCCAGUCAAUUGUCCAAGUCAUGCAUUCUCGAUGAAAAGUUUGACAUAGAACCUGAAUAUUGCCCUGAAGCAGUGAGGGAUUAUUGUUUAUUAGGUUCAAAGAAGAAAUCCCAAGGUGGAUAUAAAUGGAAAAAACAACUGAAAAGCGAGGAAGCAAAGAAACACUUGUCUGCGAUUGGAUGGUCUUUUUAUUACCACAGCAAAGGACGAUACAGGGAAAUACGCUUUCUGUCACCUACUGGAAAAUUGUUUUACUCUCUUGUUUCAGCCUGUAAAUGGUGUGUUCAAGCUGGUGCACUUACUCCUGUUGAUCUCUCUCCUGCCACAGGAAGAGUCGUAAACAAAGAUUUCGUCAACAAUUAUGAUGGUGAUUUAUCCACAAGUAAAUCACAUCUUCCAUUACUGGCGAUGGACUCCACCGGAAGUACCCCUUUAUUAAAGAAUGACAUGUUUGGCAAUACACAGUUAUCUGGCAUGCCAAUAUCUGAAGGGUUUGUUCAGCCGAUCAAAGGUGAAGUUCAUGAAACCAGAAUGUCUAGGAAGAAGAAGAGAAAGCUCGAAUCAGAUUGUCUUGAAGUCUCACUAUCACCCAAGAGAGGAAGGAAAUCUAAUGCAUUAAUGCGACUGAGAGGAGAUUCAAAUGCUGAUUCUUCAACCCCAGUGAGGCGAUCUAGUAAAAGGGUACGCAAGAGGGCUGCUUCUUCCUCUGAGCAGAUACCUCGAACUAUCUUGUCGUGGUUGAUUGACAAUAAUGUAAUUUUGCCUAGAGAAAAAGUUCAAUAUUGCAGUAGCAAAAACGGUCCUCGAAUAGCAGAAGGACGAAUAUCUCGUGAGGGAAUCAAAUGUAGUUGCUGCGGGGGAAUCUUUACUCUUAGUAACUUUGAAGCACAUUCUGGCAGCAGUGAUCACAGACCUUCCUCAAAUAUCUUUUUAGAGGAUGGUAGGUCUUUGCUUGAGUGCCAGUUGCAAUUGAAACUACGUAAUAGCAGCAGAAAUUCAAGGUUAGAACGUCAACCGAAGGCAACCCAACAUAAUAGAAAAAGUGACUACAUAUGUUCUGUCUGUCACUAUGGAGGUGAAUUACUUCUGUGUGACCUGUGUCCAUCCUCGUUUCAUACUCAGUGCGUUGGUUUAAAGGAGGUUCCAGAUGGUGAUUGGUUCUGCCCAUCGUGCUGUUGUCAGAUUUGCAAGAAGAGCAGAUUCAAUACAGAAAAUAGACUAGCCAAGGACUUUUCUUUUCUCAUCUGUUGUCAGUGUGAACGACGAUAUCAUGCUGAGUGUCUCACAAAUGAAGGAGAUACACAUUGUCAUCCUGAAGGUUAUUGGUUCUGCCACGAUACAUGUCAACAGAUAUUUUAUGGUCUGCGUGGGAUUCUGGGGGUAAAGAUUCCUGUGGGAACUGACAAUAUGACUUGGACUUUAUUGAAAUACAUGGAAUCAGACGUUUCUAUGAACGGCGCAUCUGAUGAUGAGGGUUUGGUGGAGAGUUACAGCAAGCUUAAUGUUGCUCUCAGCGUGAUGCAUGAAUGUUUUGAACCCGUCAAAGAGCCUAGGACCAGGAGGGAUCUAAUGGAAGACGUUAUCUUUAAUAGAUGGUCAGAUCUAAACCGUUUGAACUUUCAAGGGUUCUAUACCGUUAUAUUGGAAAAGAAUGACGAAUUGAUCUCAGCGGCUACCGUGAGGAUAUAUGGCAAAACAGUUGCAGAAGUCCCUCUGGUUGCGACGCGGUUUCAAUAUCGUCGACUUGGGAUGUGCAGAAUUCUGAUGAAUGAACUUGAGAAGCAACUCACAGAAUUGGGAGUCGAGAGGCUUGUUUUGCCUGCUAUUCCUAGUGUAUUGAACACAUGGAUCACUUCAUUUGGGUUCUCCAAGAUGGAUGACUCAGAGAGAUUAAACUUUCUGGUCUAUACCUUCCUCGAUUUCCAGGGCACGGUAUUUUGCCAGAAAAUGUUGAAGAUCAAUCUUUCAAUGAUUUUGAGCCUACCUGCAGAAAAACAAACAAACGGAUGUGACCAUGUAGACAUCAAUGCCGACAUUGGGGUUGAUGGAAACAGUGCUGUUUCUGAAGUUGUUGAAGGGAAACAAGUAGAGGAGACUGACAACAUGGAGCAGGAAUCGGCAUGCAACAAAACAGUAGCUGACAAUGGCGAUGCCGGUUGCUCUGCCGAGAAAGCCAUUGUGGUGAUGGAUCAACCAACUGUCCUGGACUACUCGUCUAUCCAACCUGCCCUCGAGUAUCCUCUACGAGUCACGAGCACAGGCAGACAAUCUGGAAACACUGAGGUCAUUCUAAAAUGCUACAAGCGAAGGAAAAUAUCCGCCUGCUGAGGGCGGUCUUUCCAGUAACGUAUCUAAGAAUCUAUCAUUCUUCCUGUAGUAGUAAACCUCUCGACUUUGCGAAGUAAGCUGGAAGAUACACGACGUAGCUGAAAAUAUGCAGGCAGACAUAUCCCGUUGUUGAUUUUUUUGUACAGUAUACAAAACUCUAACAUCCUGCUGGUUUUUCCAUGUCUUCAGCAGAGAUUUUCGAACUAUCCAUAAAAGCAACGGGUUGGACGUGCUUUCAUAUGAUACCAUUCACAAUUUCUCUUGUUUUUGACUAAUGUUGUUACUUCUUUUAUCCUCAGGUCCCCCUCUGUAUUUAUCAUUCCAGCGGCAAAGGAAAUACUUGGUAUGUGAAGUUUAUUUAUUUCUGGGAAAUUAAAAAAUCAAUCAAAAUUAUUUCUUGAUUUUAGCACUGUAGAAAGUUUAAGGUUGCAAUUUGAGAUUACAGAUUUGAAUAAACCUAUAUUCAAUCAUCACUUGAUAAUAUCAAUUUUAGGGUUGGUGAUGUUACCUAUAGAUUAGAGAUUAUAUGUAUUGGAAGGGAACUAACCUCAAGACUGUUCCUACUGUAUUUGUACAUAUGUUUGCUUUUAAUUUUCAAAAAUUGAUGCCAUAGUUCUAUAAAGAAAUCAAGAUUU